Paramacrobiotus metropolitanus is the source of this 3261-nucleotide messenger RNA. Its product is annotated as probable G-protein coupled receptor CG31760. Gene Ontology annotation, cellular component: membrane. Gene Ontology annotation, molecular function: G protein-coupled receptor activity. The transcript is spliced from 15 exons. Lineage: Eukaryota; Metazoa; Tardigrada; Eutardigrada; Parachela; Macrobiotidae. Gene Ontology annotation, biological process: G protein-coupled receptor signaling pathway. The record is from RefSeq and is a predicted model, not a curated record. Bases 853 to 3114 code for a protein of 753 amino acids.
GGCGAUUGAAAAUGCCGUAACGUCGUAAUGCAAAAUGUGUACGUCGUCGUCGCCGGCAACAGCAGUUCAGUCCCAGCCGGGCCUACAGAUAUAACGUGACAUAAUAUCGGCUCGCUGCUGGAAGCCGUGCAGCGCGGCAAUGUUGUACAGCUAGCCGGUCUGCCCGCCGCGUCUGACAGCUUUCUCCAUCACCGAUCGUGCACGACUGUGUAUGUGUAUGUAGUAACUUCCUUGGCAGGAUUUGCCCGUUGCUUUUCCGGAGACAUUUCCCUUUGCACAUUUCAAGAAGAUGUUAACAAUCAUCGUUAUUUAAUAGCGCCCAAUAGUUAUGCCGGUUUUCUUACCAAUUGCUCCUCUCAAGCUUUUCCCGUCGAUACCGGUUGUCCUUCAGCCGUUUAGCUGCCGUAGCACAUACAUGUAUUCUAUAUACACAUCGGCCCAGCUGAUUACCCCGGAAUAGGUGCAACAUCGACUUGAAUUUAAAGAAUGUACUCCUUGCUCUUGUGAUAAAUCACGCUGCGCAGGCGUCUGGCUAAUUUAUAUUGCGUGAGCAGACCAGACAAUUUGCCUUCCAUGUAUUGUGGAUGAUGAGUUAAUCAGGCAUUCAUCGAGGAAAUUUAGCGAUGUUCCUUUCUUGAUAAUGAUGCAAAUCUGUCUUCUACCAGCAUCCGUUAUGCAGCAGCACGAAGACGUUUUAUACAAGGACGAACUGAGUGACCUUUUGGAUUUAGUUUUCAGCGAAGCUGGCAAACCGGUUUCAUCCAGUACACAACGUGUAUCCUGAAUUCCCAAUUAUGAUGACAGCACCCGGAUAAGCCAUUCAUCAUAUCUGAUGGGAUCGAACAGGAAAAUAUGUACCGGGGGAGUAAUCAUCAGCUGCAGAUAUUGUGCUACCUCGUGACCUUAUGGAUUAAUGUAGCCGCCGAGUACCGAUAUGAAACCGCAACCAUAGCCAGCCGAUUGGAUUCCGAUAUCUCCAAACAGAUUUUAUCGAAUGUGGAUAAGCUAAAGUCGCACGAGGAUUUACUGGAUGUUAUCACCAAUCUCACAACCGGCAUCCUCUGCUCGUAUAACAGGGAAAUUGCUAUCCCAGUGAAAUUCAACACCAGUAAAUAUUUUCCGGAUUUGUUAAAGGCUGCUUUGUGGGUAUCGAAAUUCCUGGUUGAUUAUAUUCAGACUUCCGGUCAGAAUUUCGAGACCCCCAUGGAUAAAGGCUAUAAGUUCGUGCACCGGAGCGUCACAAAUCUGUUUGAUUACGAGCCCCGCCUUGUAUAUAUAGCCAUUCGACUACCUCCAACCCAGGAAGAGCAAAUAAAAAUUCUGGAACUGCUGCGUGAGCCCAAUCCGAUUCAUUCAGUCAUCAAGCACAAAACCUCGACCUUGGGCAGCGGCAGUAUUGAGCCCGACUCCUACGACAUCUUAAUCGCGUCCAGAUCGCAUGUUUAUUAUUCAUGUCCCCUUGGAAAAUGGCUGACAAAGAUUAGCUUGCCACUCAAUUUAACCACUUCCCAUCUUGAUUCAAAUCCCAAAAGCCUAUCAGCGGCCAUGGUUUUGGCUGCCGAUAUUACGGAGUGGGAUAUUUAUCAAUGCGACAAAAGGAAUAUUUCGGAAGUGGCCAGUGGUAAUCAACGGGAGCGCUUAAUAAUCGAUCACUUCGCCGGCACAGCCAAAUGUCACAAGGAUACAAAUGAUUGCGUUUUUCGGCCGGGAUCAGGCUGGAGAAAGGAUUCCUAUUCAUGCCGCUGUAAAAGCAGCUACUACUUCCUUGAUGAUGGAGCUCAGCUUCCUUCGUUUUCAUCUUGGCACAAUGACUCCACACAGGCAACGAGCGCCGGAAUACCACCCGAUCAUAUGGCUACUACUUAUCCCACCGCGUCACGGGGAGUUACCGGCCCUCCUGGACCAGGGUCCAAAAUGAUGCGGGCGGCGCCGGCCGCUUGUGCACUGUGCCAUCCCGACUGUGAUACAUGCACUAACGGUUCUCCGUGUUUUUAUGCAUACAAUCGUGCAAUCAGGAUUAUUCUUCUCAGUAUUACCGCUCUUUGUAUUGUCUCGACUUUGAUUCUGGGAAUAUUCAUUCACAGAUAUCGUCGCGUUAAGGUCAUUCGGGUGGCUAGCCCGAAGUUCCUGUACAUCACUUUACUGGGAGCCGCUGUCAUGUAUUCCGAAAUGAUUGCCAUUUUUUUCGAAGAUCGACCAGACAUAUAUAUCUGCAUGGCGAUUGAAUGGACGCGGCAUCUGGGCUUUGGAAUCACAUACAGUUCUCUAUUCAUGAAAACCUGGAGGAUAUCAGGACUAUUCCGAGUCAAAAGUGCACACAAGAUCAAAUUAACGGACAAACAGUUAUUGCAGUGGAUGUGCCCUAUCUUAUUGAUCAUGGUUAUUUAUUUGGCUACUUGGUCAGCAGGCGCACCUGCUACACCGGAAAUUUUGGCUAAUGAGUUCGGCCAGCGAUAUUAUCAGUGCGCAUACGGAUGGUGGGAUCACUGCCUCGUAGUCGGAAAUGUUACUUUCCUGUUGUGGGGCAUCCGAGUCUGCUACCGCGUACGAAAUGCCGAGUCAUAUUUUAACGAAGCUAAAUUCAUCAGUUUUGCCAUCUACAAUAUUGCCGGCGUCAAUGCAAUAUUUUUACUUCUGCAUUUAGUCGUCUAUCCACAAGCGUCGCCCGAUAUCAAAUUUGUCUUUGCCUUUCUGCGUAUACAAUUCAGUACGACUGUCACCGUGUGCCUGGUGUUCUGUCCAAAAGUCUCGGCAAUAAUGCGUGGUCAGGGAGAGAACUUUGAAUUCCGUGAUCGUCCUGGUGCUCAAAUUCCGCUCAAUGGAGGUCCUGUCUCACAGGAUGAAGUUAUUGAUGUCUAUCAGGAAAAUGAGGAUCUUAAAGAUGAAAUCCAGAAGCUGGCAUCGCAGAUUGAAUGGAUGAAGAUUGUCCAUAUGAAUAUUGGAAAUCGGCAUCUUAAACUCAAGCAUUCCUCAGCCCAGUAUCAUAUUGCCACAUCGUACUUUCCACCCAGCCCAAUACUGCGUUCACUACGGCGACGCUCGUCCGAUGCACAGGAAAUGCAUACGGUAGCCCGCAUGUCGCCGGCUGCCGAGCUAUCCAGCGAACGCGUUUAGUCGCUGGAGCGCCGCGGUUUGGAUUUCACAUUUUUUUGCGAGCAGUAUUUCUCAGAAUUCGUAUAACUAUGGUUGGGCUAAUUAGCUGGUUUAGCAAUAUAUAUAAAAUGGUAUUAAACAAAGUGAUAUAAACUUCACCAGAAGCGA